This is a messenger RNA of Cyprinodon variegatus (sheepshead minnow), 1103 nucleotides long. RefSeq names its product store-operated calcium entry-associated regulatory factor-like. The transcript has 6 exons. The record is from RefSeq and is a predicted model, not a curated record. Gene Ontology annotation, cellular component: endoplasmic reticulum membrane. Gene Ontology annotation, biological process: regulation of store-operated calcium entry. The coding region runs from base 1 to 789 and encodes 262 amino acids. Lineage: Eukaryota; Metazoa; Chordata; Actinopteri; Cyprinodontiformes; Cyprinodontidae.
AUGAGGAUGUUUCUGCUUUGUUCGUCUCAGUGGGAGUGUAAGGCGGACCUGGACAACGCCUACAGGUUCGGCCGUAUCGAGGUGAGCUGCGAGGGAUACAACCACCCCUCUGAUGACUACAUCCUGAAGGGCUCCUGUGGACUGGAGUUCACCCUGGAGCUGACCCAGGAGGGCCAGAGGAGAAGUCCAGGCAGCGCGGGCUCCCAUGGGGGGUUUAAGGAGUGGGGGGGACUUGGAGGUCUGGCCUCUACUUUCUUCAGCAGUUUUUUUGGAAACAAGCGGCACCAGAACCAUAACCAGUACCAGAACCAGUACCAGAACCAGCACCAGAACCAGAACCAGCACCACUCAGACAGCGAGUCAUCAGGCGGCCUGUUGGUGGUGGCUGUGCUUCUUCUAUUAGCUUAUGGCGUCUACAAGCUGUUCCUCAGCGGGGACGGCGCCCAGUUUGGGCCCGGUGGGGGGCAGGCAGGCUACCCUCAGGGGAACCAUCCCCACAGCAUGGGAGGACCCCCCCCUCCUGGCUUCAAGCCUGACUACACAGACUCUCCAGGAUCCAGUCCAGGAUACGGUUUCCAUAGCGAUUACACUAACGGACAACGGUACCCAGGAGGCCGCGCCGGUCCGGGCACAGGCGGGGGCUUCUGGACUGGGAUGGGGACUGGGGGAAUGCUGGGAUAUCUGUUUGGACGUCAGAGGACGCAGCCGUGCAGCCCUCGUCCAGCCAGUGAUCACCACUCCUCUGGGACCCGCACCGCUUCAGGUUUCGGUGGAACCAAAAGAAGAUAGAAGCUGAGCGGAAGCAGCGUCUCCUCAGCAGCCCUGAUGAGUGUCUGGACCUUCCAUAGAGGGACAGAGCAGACUGUUGCUUCUGUUAGCAGAAUCAGACUGCAUCCAUAUUAAAUGGAUAAAGAUGAAGGCACCAGUGAACCAUGUGCUGAAUCCAGGAAAAUAUGAAAAUUAAUCUGGACUUUCUUGUAGAAAUAGAGAUUAUAGAAUAAUCUCUGAUGUCCUCUGGGUCUUCUUUAAUUAAUGAAUAUUUGCAGCAGAUGUUUGAGCUCUGUAACCUUCUCAUCAUGGAGGAAAGUAAUGUUUUUAUUUUU